This is a messenger RNA of Limanda limanda (common dab), 3189 nucleotides long. RefSeq names its product solute carrier family 12 member 9-like. Gene Ontology annotation, molecular function: potassium:chloride symporter activity. The coding region runs from base 1 to 2850 and encodes 949 amino acids. Gene Ontology annotation, biological process: potassium ion import across plasma membrane; cell volume homeostasis; chloride transmembrane transport. The transcript has 14 exons. Gene Ontology annotation, cellular component: membrane. The record is from RefSeq and is a predicted model, not a curated record. Lineage: Eukaryota; Metazoa; Chordata; Actinopteri; Pleuronectiformes; Pleuronectidae.
AUGUCAGAGAAGACUCCCCUCCUUCACUACCGACUCACCACCGGUGGUGCGGAGCCGACAGACGGUUCCAAACACGGCCGAGCCAAGGUGGCCAGGGCCGGGCGAGGCUCCGGGGAGAAGCCCGCCCGGAAGCUCGGUGUGGUGUUCGGAGUGGUCACCCCGACUCUGCUGUCCAUGUUCAGCGUCGUCGUGUUCCUGAGGAUAGGUGAGUACGAGGAGGGACUAUUCAACCACUCACGAUUUGUUGUGGGACAAGCAGGGCUCUAUCAGUCUAUUGCCAUGUUCCUGGUGGCCUACAUGAUUAUCACCAUGACUGUGCUCUCUGUGUGCGCCAUCUCCACCAAUGGAGCUUUGGAUGCUGGAGGUGCAUACUACAUGAUCAGCCGAGCCCUGGGUCCCGAGUUCGGUGGGAGCAUCGGGAUCAUGUUCUUCUUUGCCAACGUGUGUGGCAGUGCUCUCUAUGUUUUGGGUCUGGUUGAGGCUAUUAUGUCUGUCUUUGGCAUCCCAGAAGAGGGGGGUGCAGCUUCUGCAGGUCCACUUCAGGUGCUGCCUUCAGGAUACUUGUGGUCUGUGCUUUAUGGCACUGGCGUGCUCUUCUUGUGUUUCCUUGUCUGCUUGGUGGGAGCCCACAUCUAUGCCAAAGCCGCCUUUAUAAUUUUCAUCAUAGUCACAACAGUGCUUGUGUCCGUUUUUAUCAGUUUCUUCAUUGCUAGGCCUGUUGGGGUGGUUUUGCCAUCUGUUAACAGCACCAGCCUGACGAUAGCCAAUUUUACUGGAUUCCGACUCCACACCUUGCAGAGUAACCUUUUGCCCAAUUACACAGUGGACUACACCACCGGUGCCAUGAUGAAUUUUGCCACAGUGUUUGCUGUCAUGUUCAAUGGUUGCACUGGAAUAAUGGCAGGCUCCAACAUGUCGGGUGACUUGAAAAAUCCCAGCUAUUCUAUCCCAAGAGGAACAAUUGCAGCUGUCCUCAUAACGUUCAUCACAUACAAUCUGCUGAGUCUUCUGGCUGCUUGGUCCUGUGACCGCUGCCUGCUCCAAAAAGACUACAGUUUUCUGGGAGACAUCAAUAUAUGGCCUCCCAUGGUGACAGUCGGUGUUUACUCCUCCACUUUAUCUGCUGCCAUGAGUAAUCUGAUCGGAGCUUCCAGGAUCCUUUAUGCUUUGUCCAAAGACAACCUGUUUGGUGGCCUCCUGGCUCUGGCGAGGAAAACAUCUCGGAGUGGGAACCCCUGGGCCUCGGUGCUCGUGUCCUGGCUGCUUGUACAGGUGGUGCUGUUUGCGGGGAAAUUGAACACCAUAGCUGGUAUUGUAACCAUCUUCUUCUUGUUGGUCUAUGCUGCCGUGAACCUGGCCUGUUUGGCUCUUGAAUGGGCUUCUGCACCAAACUUCAGACCCUCAUUCCGGUGUUUUACCUGGCACACCUGCACACUGGGCAUCAUUGGCUGCUUGGUCAUGAUGUUUCUGAUCAAUGCAAUUUAUGCCUUUGCCAGCAUAGCCUUUAUGCUGCUGCUCUUGAUGCUGAUCCACUACUUUGGUCCCAUCAGCAACUGGGGAUACAUCAGCCAGGCUCUCAUCUUCCACCAGGUGCGUAAGUACCUGUUGAUGUUGGACGUGCGUAAAGACCACGUGAAGUUCUGGAGGCCCCAGUUGCUUCUGAUGGUGGCGAACCCUCGCAGCUCUACGGGUCUUAUGACUUUCAUUAAUGACUUGAAGAAGAGUGGCCUCUAUGUAUUGGGACAUGUGAAGCUGGGUUUACUAGACGGGCUGCCCUCUGAUCCUCUGCAAAGCUGUUAUGAAUCCUGGCUGUCUCUAGUAGAUCAUCUAAACAUCAAGGCAUUUGUCAACCUCACCCUGGCGGAUUCUGUCCGACACGGAGUUCAGAACCUGCUUUUCAUUACAGGAUUUGGUGGAAUGCGGCCAAACACCAUUGUCUUGGGUUUCUAUGAUGACUGCACCCCACAAGACAACCUCCAAGGUAAAAUUCUUGUGUCUACAGGCUAUGGUUUGGAUACUGUCUGUCCAACCAAAGACCCGACGGAGCAGCGGUCCCCUUUCUUCCCAAGUGUGCGGGAAACGGAGGAAGAAAAAGAUCUGCAGGAAGAGGAAUACGUGUCACUGAUUGCUGACGCUGUUAAAAUGGGGAAGAAUGUGACACUGGCUCGUUACUUUGAUCAGUUCAACCGGGAGGAGGUCUUGGGUACUGGAAGAAAGACUGCAGGCCACCAAAGCAUGAUGGGGCCCUUUGUCGAUGUGUGGCCACUGAAUCUGCUUCAACCAGACAGCCAUGGCUACGUUGACAUCUGCUCGCUGUUCCUCCUGCAGCUGGCUUGCGUGCUGCAAGAGACUCGCACCUGGAAACAGGCAAGACUCCGCCUCUUCCUGUGCGUUGAGGCUGGUUGCAGUAUGCAGGAAGAGGAGGAGACGAAGCUCAGGGUGAUGCUCAAGAAGCUAAGAAUCUCAGCUCAGGUGCAGAUGGUGACUUGGGACGAGGUGGUGGCGCUGCACUGGCAGAGACAAGAAGGGCGGGAGACAGGGAAUCUGGCAGAGUGCGCGCAGAGUGAGGUGAAAAUGGAGCAAGAAGAAAGGGCUCAAAAGCAAGAUGCCAAUGAAAUGUUCCCCAAUAAUGCUGCUCAGCUCACAGAAGAAUACAUCUGUGCUGUCAACAAUCUGAUUCUCCGACACGGAGCCCCUAGACCUGCUGUGCGUUUCCUGUAUUUGCCACGCCCACCUGCAGACAUAAGCCGUUACCGUGCCUACCUGCACCAGGUGGACCUGUUGAGUCGAGACCUCGGCCCAACAUUGCUCAUUCAUGGAGUCACUCCUGUGGUCACUACUGAUCUUUAGAUUUUUACCGUCACCUCCAUCACUCAUCUUGAUCCUGCGUCGUUCCUCCACGGAACUGCUUUUUGCUACCAAUUCACCAGAUAUUUAAGCUGUCAACUACAGAUUCUAAAUGGAGAUCACAAGCCCGAAAAGCACUUGUACUGAUAAUAUUUUCCCUUAGUUCAAUAUCGGGCCACAACAUGGAUGUGAGGAGUUUACUUCUGUGAUUACUAUGUAUAAAGGUUUUCCACUUUUUGCGGAGGAAAAGUUCAUGCAAUUCCUUCCCUCCCUGAAGUAUUAGUCCUGUGCUCUUGUUUAUCUCUCCUUGUACAGUUUAAACAUUGGGGCUGAGCUUUGUUU